AUGGUUGCCAGCCUUGUGAGGAUCACCACCUCUGGGUACUGGCCAAGGCCGUGGCUUCCGGGGAACAUGAACCUCAAUUGGGCCAGUACUGCUUGGGACAUCCUAACAACGACUCAAAACCUUUCAAAUUACAUGCACGUUUGGCAUGGACCAGUGCCUGCGUGGUCACUGACCUUUAUGCCAUAUUCAGAUGGCAAUCAAUAUACAAUCAACAUUCAGAAUACUGGUUACAAAUUUCAGUAUGGGAUGAGACCUUUCAUUCCUCUCAUCACUACAAGCUCUGCAACGAGCUCAAGAGUUUGUACAGAGGAUCCACCCAAUUGUAAGGAAACUGAAUCACCAUAUACAUCCUCUAGACUUGAUGAGGAGAGUAUAGAGGAUACACCAGAAUCACGGGAUACGGAUGAUGGUAGUGCUGGGACACCUGAGUGUGUCCAAAUGGAUGGUGGUGAUAAAAUUGAAGAGCCAAAAUCGGGGAUGGAAUUUAAUUCUUUUGAAGAGUUAUUGAGCUAUUAUAAGCAAUAUGGUAAGAAAUGCGGGUUUGAGGUGAUGACCAAAAGGAGUGAAAAGGCCGAGGAUGGGUCUAUUAGAUAUGUCACCCUUGCUUGUGCCCGCGGUGGGAAGGCCCGGAAUAGAACGUUGAAUGUCGCUAAACCACGUUCGACAGGAAAGACAGAAUGUAAGGCAAAAAUUAAUGCCUUAAAAGUUGAGAGAAAGGUGCGGUUGACAACAUGUCAUAAUAUCUAUAAUCAUGGCUUCAGUUCACAGAAAUCUCGCUUCUUUCGUUGCAAUAGAGAAGUUAGCGAGAUAGUAAAAAGAGUUAUAGAUACAAAUGACUUGGCUGGUAUUAAAAUGAAUAAGAGCUUUGGCAGUCUUGUUGUUGGUGUAGGCGGAUUCGAGAACCUCCCGUUUCUCGAAAAAGAUUGUCGUAAUUAUAUAGACAAUGCAAGACAUUUGCGAUUUGGAAAAGGUGGUGCUGGAGCGCUUCGAGAGUACUUUUUAAAGAUGCAAUACAAAAAUCUCGAGUUCUUUGUACUGAUGGACUUAGAUGAUGAAGGGAGGUUGAAAAAUAUCUUCUGGGCAAACCCUCGUAGUAGGCAGCAUAUCAAUAUUUCGGUGAUGUGGACACAUUCGACACCACGUAUUUGA
This is a messenger RNA of Juglans microcarpa x Juglans regia, 1149 nucleotides long. Its product is annotated as protein FAR-RED IMPAIRED RESPONSE 1-like. Lineage: Eukaryota; Viridiplantae; Streptophyta; Magnoliopsida; Fagales; Juglandaceae. The transcript has 3 exons. The record is from RefSeq and is a predicted model, not a curated record. Bases 1 to 1149 code for a protein of 382 amino acids.